Messenger RNA from Zingiber officinale, 3306 nucleotides. Its product is annotated as putative disease resistance protein RGA3. NCBI's taxonomy places the organism in Eukaryota, Viridiplantae, Streptophyta, Magnoliopsida, Zingiberales, Zingiberaceae. Gene Ontology annotation, molecular function: ADP binding; protein binding. The transcript is spliced from 3 exons. The record is from RefSeq and is a predicted model, not a curated record. Bases 1 to 3306 code for a protein of 1101 amino acids. Gene Ontology annotation, biological process: defense response to other organism.
AUGGCAGUGGUCCUAAGCUUUUUUGUUAAAAGAUACAUCGACAAACUAUCUGAAUUUAUCGAGGGAGAGAUAAGUAAAGUGCUAGGCGUUAAAGAAGAAAUUAAGAGACUUCAUAGAAAAUUAUCAAGAAUUAGUAUUUAUAUUCAAGAUGCCGAAAAAAAAAGACAGAAAGAUCCUGUGAUCGACAAUUGGGUGAAGGAAUUAAAAGAUAUCAUGUAUGAUGCAGAAGACAUACUUGAUCUUUGCUUGAUCGAAGGUGGUAGAUUAUUGGAGGCCCAUCCAUCUUCUUCAGGGGUAUGCUCUCCGGUCAGUUUGCUUUCAUCUUGCUUUCAGUGUUCUAAGUUCCGCAGAAACAUUUGCCAUCAAAUAAAAAGAGUUGAUGAAAGACUUGAUGAAAUAAAAGAGGAUAAUCGUGUUAUACCCAGACUAUUAGAGCAUAGAUAUGAAGGACUCCAAGAAACCCCAGUAAAAAAGUCGAUAUCUCCUACCUCUCCCAUACAUGUGGCUGCAGAUAUUGUAGGGACACAAAUUGUAGAUGCUGCAGAAGGCUUAAUUUCGGAGAUAGAGCAUAGCAAAAAGAGAUGCAGUGUGUUGGGAAUUUCUGGGAUGGGCGGAAUAGGCAAGACUAUUCUGGCACAAAAAAUAUUCAACGAUGAAAUGGUGAAAAAACAAUUUCCAAACAGAGUGUGGUUACAUGUAUCCAAGGAUUACUCUCACAUUGAGCUGCUCAAACAAGUACUGAGAGGUGUAAGAGGAAAUGAUGAUGGUGUUCAAAGUAGAGCAGAAGUUGAAGGCAGAAUUGUUUCUCUUCUUUCAGAAAGUUUGCUUCUUGUAUUGGAUGAUAUAUGGAGCGCAAGUGUAUGGAGAGAUUUGCUCAGAAAUCCCAUUUUGAAUGGUUCGUGUAGGACUGCUAUCUUAUUUACCACUAGGCAUGAAGAUGUCGCAACGGAUAUGAGAGCUGAUUUUGUUCACCAUGUUGAGAAAAUGGACCAAGACAAUGGUUGGGAAUUAAUUAGAAAGAUUGUUUUUGGAGAUGGAGAGGAUCAAAUAAUUUCUGAAUUGAAAGAAGUUGGCAUGGAAAUUGUCAGAAAAUGUGAUGGUCUUCCUCUGGCAAUUAAAGUGAUAGCAGGUGUUUUAUUCCGCAAGGAAAGGACUAAGAGGGAGUGGAAAAAUGUUAUUGAAAGUGAUUUAUGGUUUAUGAAAGAGAAUGAAAACGAAGUAUCAAAGGCUUUAUACUUGAGCUAUGAGAAUUUACCUUGUCACCUUAAACAAUGUUUUCUUAGUUGUGCUUUUUACUGUGCCAUAUCAAUUCGAUCAGAUAUAAUCCGACUGUGGGUGGCCGAAGGGUUUGUGAUUGAACGAUCAAAUAGUUUGAUGGAAGAUAUUGCAGAAGACUACUACAAAGAACUUAUUGCAAGCAACCUUUUGCAAAUGGAUAAUAUAUUUUUAACAGGUACAAGAUUUGUUAUGCAUGAUAUUUUACGAUCUUUUGGGGAAAAUUUGAUGGAAGAGGAAGGGAUUAUCAUUAAUAAUGCUCUAUACACAAAUAUAAAUUCUUUGACGAAGAUCCGUCGUUUGUCCAUAUCAAGCCAAGGCGAUUUGUUAUUGCUCCCCAAUGCGAUAAUAGAGCAAAAGUGUUUAAGAGCCCUACACCUCGUUAAUUGUCCUCAAAUCAAGAGAAUAGAGAAUCAUGCAUUUGAAAACUUAAAGCGUCUCAGGGUCUUGGAUUUGUGUGAUACAUCCAUAGACAGCCUCCCAGAUUCUCUUACGAAAUUGCUGCAUCUAAAAUACUUGGGUCUUGAUCGAACAAAGAUUAGAAGGCUUCCUGAAUCCAUUAAGUGUCUUGCAAACCUGCAAACUUUGAAUCUGUCGGGGUGUGAAUCACUGCAUGAACUUCCAAAGGGCAUCACAAGGUUGAUCAAUUUGAGGUGCCUUCGAAUUGAGGAUAAAUUGGAAAGGGCGACAAGUACAGGAAGCAGAAACUUUGUGCUUGCGAACAAAGCAUUUCUUAGGAGAUUGAAUCUUGGAUGGACAAUGAAUAUUAAUGAAUACAGUGAGGAGCAAAUCACUGAGGCGGAGAGGAUAUUCAACCAACUCAGUCCUCCACCGACACUACAAGGCCUUCGCAUCACCGUCAAUUUCCCUGGCCGACAGUUUCCAGAGUGGAUGGUGUCAACUUCUGGACUUGAUUCUUUGGCUGACCUUACAUUUUUUAAUCUUGUCAAUUUUCCAUCAUGUACAGUGCUCCCUCCUUUGGGACAACUACCCAAUCUUAAAAUCCUACACAUUGAAGGAGGAGAAGCAAUCAAGAGUAUUGGGCCUGAAUUCCUGGGAUGCAGAACGCCUGCAUUCCCAAAACUUAUGUAUGUAGCAUUCAAAAACAUGACCAAUUGGGAAACGUGGGUGUUGUCUGAGACACAAGAUGUUGUGGAACCUAACGAGGAUGUUCAUGCAAGGAACCUCAAUUCGUUUCCUAAUCUGAAAGAAUGUAAGAUCAUCCACUGCCCAAAGCUGAAAAAUAGCAUCCUUCCCUCAAAUAGGUAUUUGCAAAUUAAUAACUGUCCAAAUUUGGAAUAUGUGGAAAAGAUUGGCAUGUUUCAGUAUUUCCGAGUUGUUUUCCCCUCUGAAAUACAACAGCUUCCGCAAUGGGCGUCAUGCCUGGUUAAUGUCACUUUGCAUAAAUUUUCCAUGGAAUGCAAUUCACUUCUACUAGAUAGUUGCAGUAAGGGGAAGCAAAAUUGGCACAUCAUUCAACGAAUUCCAAAAGUUACUAUUGAUAGCAUUGAUCGUGAAAGACGCUUAUUGCUCAAUAAGGACUCGUACAAAUACGAAAUAAAGGAUGAGUUUGGAAGCGUAGAAGAAACUUGCCAGACGCUGAGAAGUUACUGGAUCAAGCUCAACCCGAUCAAGUAUCUGUUCGGCGCUAAAGGUGGACAUUUUCUAGGCUAUAUCGUCACCGAGCGGGGGAUUGAGGUGAACCCCGGCAAAGUAAAGGCGCUCCAAGACAUGUCACCACCCCGCAAUCUAAAAGAAGUACAGAGGCUGACCGGAAAAAUCACGGCUUUGUCAAGGUUCAUUUCCAAGUCAUCCGACCGGAGCCUGCCGUUUUUCAAGAUUCUGCGGCGAGCAACCAAGUUCCAAUGGGAUGACGGGUGUGACCAGGCCUUCAAAGAGCUCAAGCAAUAUCUUAGCUCCCUGCCCAUCUUGGCUAAACCGAUCGUGGGGGAGCCGUUUUGGAUUUAUCUAUCAUCUAUCGAGUAUGCAAUUGGAUCGGCAUUAGUCAGGCAAGAGGGGGGAAUACAAUAA